CUUGCCAGGUUCACCUACUGAGCGACACCGGGACUGAAAAGUGGAAGUCCGAGCCCCAGGAACAAGCUUGUGCUACUUCAAAGCUGCUACGCAACACGGCAUCGCAGGAGAAAAAUAAGGAGAAAAGGCUUGCUUUCGGUACGCGGACUAGGGCCGAGCAGGGGGCGCCACAGCCGGGCAGCCCACACGUUGGCGCCGUACCUUGGAUUCAGACGGGGCAGGACCCGGCCAACGGACUGACUCGCUCUCGCUUAGAACGAGGCUGUUAGUGCAGCUGCGCCUUUGACCUGGAUGCACAGGGCGUAGCCCACACUGCACCUUAUGGGACGCAACGAGCGGACGGGGGCUGGCAGCUCCCAAGCAGGCCCCGGCACUCCCAGUCCACGCGCUCUGGCAGACGAGGCGGAGACGCUGCAGCAGCAGGGCGAACGGCGCAAGGGGCGUGAGGCGGCAGCCAAGUUUGAGGCCGCAGCCGCCAAGUACCAGGCGGCUCUGGAGGCCGUGGUUCGGCAGCGGCAGCAGCUGGGCCUGGCGCUGGGCCCACCUGAUGGCGCCGCUGCGCUGGCGGCGGCGGCAGGCGGUCGCCGAGGUGGCGGCGGCGGCGGUCCGGUGACGCUGUCAGACGCAAUAGACAUGCGCAGCGGGCUGGCCGAGUGCCACCAGCUCCUGGGGGAGGCGCUGCUGGCGGCGGCGGAGGCGCGGCCGGACAGCGAGCUGAGCGGCGAGGAGGAGCGCCGGGCUGCCGGGGCGGCCAUACGCCAGUACGCCACGGCUGCGGGGCACUACACCUGCUGCCACGCGGCGGCCGUGCUCACCGCGCCAGCGCCAGGCGCGCCUGAGGUGGCUGCCGCAGCCGCGGCCAGCGGCCUCGGUGUGGCCACGGCCAGUGCCUUCGCCGCGGCGAGCGCCGUCGCAGCGGCUGCGAGCGCGGCGGCAGGGGCGCUCAGCGCUGAAGUGGCGGUGAACGCCGGGAACUCGCUCGCAGCGCUUGGGGAGCAGCUCGAGGAGGAGGCCACAGCCGCAGCCGGCAGCAGCAGCAGCAGCAACAGCAGCGGGGUUGGCGGUGGCGGUGGCGGUGGCGGUGGCGGCGGCGGCGCGGCGGCGGGCUGGUUGGCGCAGUACGACACGGCGGUGCGGUGCUUCCGGGCGGCGGCGGCGUGCUACCGUUCGGCCCAGGCGCAGGAGGAGGACGCACUGACGCUGAGCAAUCUGGCGGAUGUGCUCGUCCAGAACGGCACCUGCCUCCACGCGGUCGCCAGGGCGGUGCGGGAGGCGCCGCAGGAGCUGGCGGCAGCCGCGCUGGCCGCAGCAUCGGGCGGCGGCGGCGCGGCAGUGCCGGUAGGCGAGUGGGCCGCGGCGCGGGAGGCGGAGGCGGGCGCGGAGUUCACCGCAGCUCUGGCCGCCUACGAGAGCGCCUGCUCGCACACGGACUCGUCCCAAGGAGACGACCUGCCUGGCCUGCUGUGCAACUGGGGCGCGGGGCUGCUUAGCAUGGCGGGCUGCAUGCAGGACCCGGCUGCGCGACUGCCGCUUCUGCAGCAGGCGGCUGGCCGGCUAGAGCACGCCGCGUCCUUCGACCGAGCCGACCCCGCGCCGCUGUGCAGUCUUGGAGACGUACUGGCUGCGGCUGGCGAGGCCGCGGAGGCGCUCUCCCGGGCGGCGGCAGCGGCGGCUAACCCCAGCGGCCCUGCUGACGCGGCAGCGGCAGCCGCCGCAGCCGCCGCAAUGGCCACUGCGGGCGCCGGUGGCGCGGGCGGGCCGGCGGCGGCGGCGACGCACUGGCGCGGGGUGGCGGCGGGCCACAUGACGGCCGCUCUCGAGCGGGGGUACGGGGCGGCGCUGCGGCUGCGUGCAGAUGAGCCUGAGGCGCUGGUGGGCGCCGGGGAGGUGCACCUGGCGCUGGCGCGGCUCGCAGCGCUGGAGCUGUCGGCGGCAGCGGCAGCCGGCGGGCCGGACGGCGCCGCCGCGGCCAGUGCCGCAGCAGAGGCGGCGCGGCGGCACGUGGAUGCGGCAGUGGGCGCGCUGUCGACUGCGGUGUCGCGGCCAGAGCGUCUGGGCGGCUGGCGGCAGCGGUGUGACGUGCGGUACAACCUGGCGUGUGCGCUGGCGCUGGCGGGGAGAGAUCAGGAGGCGGCGGCGCUCUUUGGCGCACUGCUUCGCUGCGGCGCAUUGCGGGCGAGCGAGCUGGCGGCAGACCCCGAUCUGGAGCCGCUGAGGGCUGCUGGAGCUGGGGCAGGCGGGCAGGGACAGGGGGCGCCCUGGUUUGCGGCGCUGCUGCAGGAGGCAGCAGCCUUGGAGGCGGCCAGCCGCGCCGCGGGGCAUGUGUAACUGUCUGGCGUGUGCGCCACUGUACCAACCAUUCUGGUCCAACCGCAUGGGAAGGAGACCCAGGAACAGGUUGCGGUUAUGCGGCGCUAAAUGUAUACCGGAUUACCGGACUGCAUAGCAUCCACAGGCAAGGGCCAGGCGGCAUGUUUUAGGCACUGCAUACCGAGCACAUGCGAGUAUUGCCUCUGGUAUUGCGGCAUUGAAUACGCCAGCUGCACUAAAGGGAUGGCACAGCCACCAGAUCGCACGCAGGACUGCAGCGGAGAAACGGCACGCCGCCAGCAGGCCAGCUGCGCGCGCUCGUGAUGGAACAUGGCAAGGGGCAGGAAAGCGUAGUCCCGAUGUGUGUGGCUCCCACCCGUGCCCACAUAAAUGCGUAGCAAGAAGGGACAAGGCAUUGGUGCGUCGUUCGCGCGCUGUUACUGUACCGACGGUAGCUGGCAGGUUGUGUCGAUGUUGUCGGGACCCUUGAGCUGCGCGCGUGUGUACUGCCGCACUAGCCUAGGUCCAGGCGUGGCCCCGGCAGACACUUGCUGAUGCAAAUGAUGAUGGAUCCAGCCGCAGCGUAUUCGGCGCCAGCCCUCUUUCACUGGUUUUACUGACCUGGUUGUCACCUGUUCUAGGUGCAGUCGUGCAGACCAAACGCAUGAUUGCUUCGUGUGGGAACAUGGCGAGUGCGAGAGAGCCUCGGAUGUCCCCAGUCGGACAG
Chlamydomonas reinhardtii is the source of this 3037-nucleotide messenger RNA. RefSeq lists its product as uncharacterized. The transcript has 12 exons. The coding region runs from base 322 to 2328 and encodes 668 amino acids. Lineage: Eukaryota; Viridiplantae; Chlorophyta; Chlorophyceae; Chlamydomonadales; Chlamydomonadaceae. The record is from RefSeq and is a predicted model, not a curated record.